AUGUUCUGGGACCUUAAUGUUGUUUGGGAUGCCAAGCGUGCAGCAGCGUUUGCUGAUACCGCCCUGAGGUUUGGCUAUGCAGGUCUUGCAUACAACGUGACCCUGUCUGGGCAGCAAGUCCUCGACUUGCGGUCUCACCAGUGCCCCAUCCCGCCGCCAGUGGCCCUGUCUCCCACACAGCAGGGACCACUCUGGCGAACGACGGUGGCGGACCUCGGCCUCGACAGCGAGAAGCACGGGGCACUGCUUCAGCUACGACGAUUGACGCUUUGUGCUUCCGAUGUGGCGCAGGUGACUGCCGCAGCCGAUGUGUCAGCCUUGAGGCCAUCUUACCACAUCCUCGCCCUGCGUCCCACUUCUGAGGAAGCGUUCCAGGCUGCCUGUGAGAAGGGUGUGUGCGACAUCAUCUCUCUGGAGAUGGACGACAAACUUCCGUUUCAGUUGAAACGCAAGGAUGUGCUGGCCUUCCUGCAUCGUGGUGGCAUCUUUGAGUUGGAGUUUGGGAGUGUUCUUCGUGAUGCAGCUCGACGCCGGUCAUUCCUGGCCAACCUUGAGCAGCUUCUCCACGUGACGCGCGGCAGGAACGUGCUGCUGAGCAGUGGCGCCCUUGACCCGCUGGAGAUGAGGUCGCCUGGCGACUUGGCCAAUGCUGCAGCCGUGCUCGGCCUCCGUGGGGAGAAGGCGAAGCAGAGCCUGACAGAGGUUCCCUACCGUGCGUUGCAGCGUGGUGUGCUCCGGGGCGGUUGCAGCCAGGUCCUGUCCACACCUUCGGGCCCUGAAGCCGACGUGGACAUGGGCGGAGAGCAGCAAAUGCAAAGGGCUUUGCCAUGUCGACUAUGGGAUUUGCCUACUUCUGCUAGCUCAGAGAGCCUUUAA
This is a messenger RNA of Symbiodinium sp. CCMP2456, 876 nucleotides long. Lineage: Eukaryota; Dinophyceae; Suessiales; Symbiodiniaceae. The record is from the annotation of a GenBank genome assembly.